This is a messenger RNA of Liolophura sinensis, 2885 nucleotides long. Its product is annotated as ADP-ribosylation factor GTPase-activating protein 2-like. The record is from RefSeq and is a predicted model, not a curated record. Gene Ontology annotation, molecular function: GTPase activator activity. The coding region runs from base 13 to 1701 and encodes 562 amino acids. Lineage: Eukaryota; Metazoa; Mollusca; Polyplacophora; Chitonida; Chitonidae. Gene Ontology annotation, biological process: COPI coating of Golgi vesicle. The transcript has 13 exons.
AUGUGACACUACAUGUUUACGUCACCAAAAAUGGCAGACCAUCCAAGUAAGCACGAUAUCACUGCGAUCUUUAAGCGAUUAAGAUCCAUCCCGACCAACAAACAAUGCUUUGACUGUGGGAGCAGUAACCCCACCUGGGCCAGUAUUACAUAUGGAGUGUUCCUGUGUAUAGACUGCUCUGCAGUUCACAGAUCUCUUGGGGUCCAUGUGACCUUUAUUCGCUCCACUCAGCUAGAUACCAACUGGACAUGGCUACAGCUGCGGGCAAUGCAAGUAGGCGGUAAUGCAAAUGCAACUGCGUUUUUCCGUCAGCAUGGGUGCACCAGUUCGGACUCCCAGCAGAAGUACCACAGUCGAGCAGCCAGCUUGUACAGAGAUAAGCUUCACCAUCUUGCCACACAGGCCAUGCGUCUUCAUGGAACGCAGUUUUUCCGUGGGAAAGACGACAAAGCUUUUGGACAGGUUAACAUAGAUGCAAUUCUGCCUGAGAGUCCACCACCGGCAAAGGAUGUAGACUUCUUCAAAGAACAUGCAGAGAGCACAUUCCAAUCAGAGAUGAUCAGUGACACAGCCAGGCUCGUCAUCUCUGACCCUCAACCUAUUAAAAAUGGCAGCCUCUCCAAGACAGAAACAGCUGUAGACCCCAAUGAAGGUCCCAGUGUAGAAGCUGCCCUAAGUAUGUCACCAACACAGGCCCAGGCUCAGGCAGAGCCCAGGAAGACGACCAUUGGUGCACGCAGACCUGUUGGUGCCAAGAAAGGGAAAGGACUGGGUGCACAGCGUGUGAAGACUAAUUUCUCUGAGAUUGAGAGCCAGGCACAGGAGCAUGACAAGCAUAAGGAGGCCUUGGCUGCGGCCGAGAUACAGCAGAUGGCACAGACAAAGGAAGAGGAGGAGAAACGACAGGCCUCGAUGAGGUUGGCAUACAAAGACAUGGGCGCUGAGAGGAAAAAACAGGAAGAAAAAUUAAAAGUGUCAGAUCCAAAGAAGGCUGCUCAGAUGGAAAGGCUUGGCAUGGGAUUUACAGGGUCCAGGGAAAUCAGCCAUUCUGCUGUAAGUGACAUGCAGACGAUAGAACAGCAGACGCCUAGUGGGCGUGAGCCUAGCCGUUACGACAACUCCUACAGAGAGCGACAGUCUUCACGUAACAGGGACUUCUUUGAUGACGAGUUUGAGAUGAUAGGUGGCUUUAGUUCAGGACCCCCGAGAUAUAAUGAUGGCCCGUUCAGUUCUAACAAGCGAGAUGACUAUGGAAGUUGGAGUGGCAAAUCCAAUUCUUCCUGGGAUAUGGACCGAUUUGACAGCAAACAGUCUAGCUACUCAGAGACGAUAUCCUCCAAAGAUGAUGACAGGCAAAGUCGGAGCAGAAAGACAUACUCAGAGACUUCCACAUCUGAAGAUGCUCAGAAGAAAUUUGGAAAUGCAAAAGCAAUCUCAUCAGCUGCCUAUUUUGGUAACAGUGACCCAGAUUUUGAAACGAAACAAAACCUAAGUAAGUUUGAGGGCAGUACAGGUAUAUCCAGCUCAGACUUCUUUGGUAACGGUGCUGAGAGAGGCCGCAGCGGGGAUUACGGGAGCGGUGGGCCUGAUUUAGCUGAGAUUAAGGAGGGGGUCAAGCAGGGAGUGACCAAAGUAGCCGGCAAGCUCUCCAGUUUGGCCAAUGGCAUGAUGAACUCUCUACAGGAUCGCUACGGCAGUUGAAGACUUACAGGAAUUAGACCAGGAGAUCUCUCAUGCAUUAUAGUCUACGCGAAGAAGAGGAUUGUCUCUGCUGAGGCUUUUGUCACUAUACUGAAAUAAUGCAUUCUUUAGUUUGAACGUGUAAAUACGCUAAUGUUUCUUUUAUCUUUAUCAAAGUUGUACAUGUAUGGUGGCAGUGCAGCUGGUGCUUACAACCGCCAAACAUGCUGGUAAUUGUGAUGUGGUCAAAUCUAUCGUGAAUUAUGAAUGGUAUCAAAUCAUCAAGAUCGCUGUGCCAAGUGCUCAUGAACCAGAUGUCUUGGCUGUGGAACAAACAAACCCACAUGGCUAACUAUACAUACCACUGGAACCCUCACCAGUCUUGCACAAUUAGCAAAUUUUCAUGCGUUUUAUAUGAAUCUUAAUGACAAGUGAAAUAGUUACAGGGACUUCGAAAACUUCGAAAGUCGAAAACUUAGAAAAAUACAGACGAGAAUAAAAAACAAAAACCAAGUGGAAUCAUGCUACAAUGUUAUAGCAUGAGCAUAAAUAACCAUGUGCUUUUGUUUGACCCAUGUAUGACCUGUAGUGCAGAUCUGUACGGAUGCACCAGAUGAAACUGCUCUCCUGUUCAUUCUUUCCGUGGCCAGCAUUAUUGUAACAGGUUAAGUUUAAAAUGUUCUGAGACCAGAAUUGGCAAGUUUCUCACCAGUGUUUUGUUUACAUCCAACCUGUGCCUUUAUUGUUUAAUCUUUCAGAACUUUAUUAAAAUCAAGCGGCUGAAGGAAUUUUGGUUUUGAACAUCUGUAGUGAUAAGUCAAAUUUUCUUUCUCUAGAAGACUUGUGUAUAACAUAAAGGGAAUCUCCUUGUAUGUAGUGAUUUCUUAUCAUGAGUGUGUUUACGUGUUACUAUAUAUACAGUCAUAUAUUUAUGUUUAAAAAGGUCUGGCUCUUGGGGGAAUUGGUUUGUAUGGCACCAUAUAUGUCUGGCUGAGAAGACAAGGUUUGAAAUGUGUUCAGAGGUGAAAGCAUUGGUAAUCAGUCUGUACAGAAAGUCGGUCCUCAUAUUGUAGAGCUUAUCAUGUCAAACAAGUUUGUGAUGCUGUUUAUGAUGGUAUCUCUAGCCAAAAUAGUCCAUACUGAUCAAGAUAUUUGUUUUGCAAUUAUACAAUAUUUGCGAAUGACCAUAUUAAAAUGGAAUUGAU